AUGGCGAUCGCCUCGCCGCUAGGAUGUAUUCACCAUGGGUCCGAUCAAGUCUUUGGCUCAAGUCCACAGUCAUCAGACGCCACAAUGGAGGGCCCGUCGCCAAACCUUGCCGCCAGUCAGAUGAGCGCCGAUAUCUCGUGGGAUCCAUCGAAUUUCAGCCCCGACGGGAACACCCAGCCGAUGCACGCCAAUCAAGGAAGAAAGCAAACGGCAUUGUGUCGAGCAGAAAGAUUUUCCACAGAAAAAUGGGCUCCUUGUGCUUCGCUUAGAAAUCGGUGCAUGGCCUUCACAAUUCAUCGCACAGGAUCGGGGCAAACAAUCGAUCGAAUCCCAUUCAUCGAACACCGCGACGACAACUCCAGCCAUCGCCACCCAUUCAUCUGCCAAUGCACAGCCCGCAACAUGUUCGUUUUUGAAAACAUUAAUCUC
Mesorhabditis belari is the source of this 429-nucleotide messenger RNA. The record is from the annotation of a GenBank genome assembly. NCBI's taxonomy places the organism in Eukaryota, Metazoa, Nematoda, Chromadorea, Rhabditida, Rhabditidae.